AUGCCGGGCGUCGUCGAAACGCCGGCCGGCCCUGUCUGGCCCGGCCUGGGAUUUUCGGUCGCUCAUCAGAAGCUCGAACUAGAGAUCGACUUUGCCAGCAAGAGCCUCAAGGGCAAAACGGAGAUUACCAUCCAUCCUCACUACAAGGAUCUCAGGGUCAUCCGCCUGAACUUUCGGCAAGGCGAGCUCAAGCGCUUGAACGUCAGCGGGAAAGCUCCGACAACAAAAUACACGGAUCCUUACGGAUCCCUUCACCUCUAUGGCGUCCAAUAUCAUCAGCGGCUGUCGACGAAGGUCGACCCGCUGUUGAAGCCGCAGACAGAGCCCGAGUUGGUCGUGACGAUCCCGAAAAGCGUUCGCAUUGAGGAGCUCGACCCGUUCUCUAUCGAAGCCCAGGAUCAAAUGGCCUUGCGAGGGAUCGGCACGUCAGAUGACCCGGAUGCUCCGAGCUCGCGAACCGCCGAAUCGUCUCUUCCUCGCUUCACUGCGCUGACCGUCUACGCCGAGUUUACGGUCGAUAAUAUCCGAGAGGGACUACAUUUUGUGGGCGUGGAAAAUGGGGACAGGCGCUAUCCUCAUGUAUACACGACGAACUCUGUCGGCUUGGGUGCUGGGUGCUCACUGUUUCCCUGUGUCGACGAUCCGUCCUCAAGGUGCACAUGGGAAAUUUCCAUCAAAUGCCCUUGCUCGCUAGGUGACGUUUUUGAUCGGAAAGGGUCAGAAGCGUCGAAGGCAAAUGCUCUAGGCAAGCACAAGAUUAAUGGCGUGCGAACCUCUGCCUUAGCUGCAGAUGACGAUACAUUGGACAUGGUAGUUGCUUGCUCUGGUGAGAUGACAGAUGAGAUCGUUGACCCAAGAGAUCCGAGUAAGAAGACGGUUUCCUUCGCCUGCAAUUCGCAGCUCUCUGCGCAGCAGAUUGGCUUUGCUGUAGGACCCUUCGAAUACGUCAACCUUUCUGAGUUCCGGGAAAGCGAUCAAGACGAUCAACUCGGACAGAAUGCCGUUCCAGUGCAUGCAUUUUGUCUUCCGGGAAGGGCAGACGAUGUCAGAAAUGCCUGUUUCCCGAUGGCAAAGGCGGUUGACUUUUUCUCCUUGACCUAUGGAUCCUAUCCGUUUUCAACCUUCAAACUCUGUUUCGUUGACGAUGCGGCUUGUGAAACCACUCCUACGGCGUCUUUGUCAAUAUGCAGCAAUCACCUGCUCUUUCCCGAGGAUGUCAUUGAUCCCAUGUAUGAGUCGACGAGGACUUUGGUCCACUCCUUGGCGUGCCAAUGGGUCGGUGUGAACAUCAUCCCGAAGGAGCCUGCGGACACUUGGGUAACCGUCGGCAUAGCAUACUACAUUACUGAUACGUUUAUGAAGAAGCUCUGCGGAAACAACGAGUAUCGAUUUCGCUUGAAGCAGAUGUCGGACAAAGUGUGCGACCUGGAUUACGAAAGACCAUCCAUUUAUGACAUGGGGAACUAUCUUAAAUUGGAUCCGUCUGAGAUGGAGUUCAUUGCUUUGAAAGCUCCUCUUGUUCUCUUCAUUCUAGAACGGAGGCUCUCAAAAGCUAGUGGAAAAGCGACCAUAUCGCGAAUCAUCUCCCGCAUUCUGCUGAAUGCACGGAUGGGCGAUCUUCCAAACGGAGCAGUUACCACUGCGUUCUUCCAGCGAAUGUGCGAGAAAUUUGGUCACGCCAAGCUGGAUACCUUUUUCCAGCAAUGGGUUUACGGUGCCGGAUGUCCUCGAUUCACAGCCACGCAACGUUUCAAUAAGAAGAAGUUGGUGGUUGAGGUCAUGAUCAAGCAGGUGCAGGGAGAGCAGCAGGGACCUCGAGAUUUGGAGAAAUCCACCUUUAUGCGCGACGUUAAAGAAGAGAUCAGGAGCGUCUAUGCUGGCGCAAUACAACCUGUUUUUACAGGAUCGAUGACGAUCCGUAUUCACGAGGCGGAUGGCACUCCGUAUGAGCAUAUUGUCGAGAUCAAAGAAGGAGUUACCAAGAUCGACAUUCCGUACAAUACGAAGUAUAAGCGUCUGAAAAGAAAUAAGAGGCAGAAGGAGCGUGCUGCUGCCGCUGCCGGAGCUGACCCCAACGCGGAAACGCAGGAUGAUGUUCUCCUUUAUUGCCUUGGCGACGUGCUGCAGAGUGAAGAGGAGAUCCAAGAGUGGAGGCUAACGGAUUGGAGCAAAGAGGAAGAGGAACGCAUGGGACAAGAAUCCUAUGAAUGGAUUCGUAUGGACGCUGAUUUCGAAUGGAUUUGCAAGUUCUCUGUCGCGAUGCCGGGAUACAUGUAUCUCUCACAACUGCAGCAAGAUCGAGACGUUGUUGCGCAGUUGGAGUCCAUGCAAUAUAUGGCUGUUCAGAGAGGGCAUCCGCUCGUUUCGUCCAUAUUGGUCCGAACGCUUAUGGAUCGGCGAUAUUUUCAUGGGAUCCGCACUAUGGCUGCACGAGCCUUGGUCAGACAUGCCAAAGAGGAGAUCGGCUGGCUGGGACUUUAUCAUCUUGAGAGGGCGUUCCAGGAACUCUUCUGCCUCCCGGGAUCGCAUAUGACACGCUCCAAUGACUUCUCUGACCGAGCGUCAUAUAUCCUUCAGAAAGUUAUCCCUGAUGCUAUCUCCCAAGUGCGAGACAACAGUGGCAAGACACCAUUGAGAGUUAAGCGGUUUAUUUAUGAGAAGCUCAAGUUCAAUGACAAUUCAAACAAUGAGUAUUCCGAUAACUUUUACGUCGCCUCUCUGAUGAACUCUCUGUGUAACGCCUUGUUGGGGCGUGUCGAGUCUUCUUCUUCGAACGAUCUUGAAUUCGACAUGGAAAAGGAACUCGAACGCCAAGCGGAAGAACAGCUCGAGAAGGAUGCCAUCGCUGAGAUUGACAGGUACCGGCGAAUGGACGAGUGGUCCAGUUCGUUUCAAAACAUCUACUCGAGAACAGCGCUACGCUGUCAAUUACGACUCAUGCAAGCCAAGGUUAUCGACCUGGACGUGAUGCACUUCUUACAAUAUACAAGAUUCGGAACGUUUGACAUGCUGCGACUGGAAGCUUUCGAAUGUCUUGUGGAACUAGACAUUUUCAGCUCACCGGAACUCCUGAGAUGGUUCAUUUAUGUUAUGUCUGCUGAUCCCUCGCCCUGGAUGCGACACAGGCUUCAUCGGUUGUUUGGAAUAGCUCUUGCGACGGUGGCUUUUGGUGUUGAACAACCCCCCACGCCGCCUGCACCAAGCGACGGCUUGAUCAUCGAGCAGGAGUCAUCGACAGAAGUCCGUCGAGCGGAAUUGGCUCGCAAACAGACAGUUCCCGGGGCGAUUGAGGCUCUUAAGAAAGAGCUCUCAGGUAAUCCAGUCCUGAAGGAGUGUCUCUGGGCGGCGUGCAAUUCUCCUGUCAUUGGAGCACUCGAGAUUUCUGAUUUCGUUGACCUGUGUAAAGUUUUCUAUGACCCAAUCUUCUCGCUCAUGGUCACGCUGAAAUACCCUCGGUAUUGGAAAGCGCAACAUCUGGGUAACGGAAAAAUGCGCUUCUACAGGUCGGACCGUGUCCGCACCUCACUUGUCCCCUCCAAAGACGGUGCAGCUGCCGCGAAACGCAAGCGCGAGGAACAAGGCAUGCCUCCUCCAGGCCCGAGGAUCACUUUCAAGCAGUCCAAGAUGGGUCCUGGCGCGACACCCUCAACGCCACAGCCAGGUGCGCCAUCAUUGCCCAAGUUACACAUACCAAAUCACAUCGGUAUGCCACCGCCAGCUCCAGUAACGCCAGCGUCGACAUCCACACCUGCCACUCCCGGCGGCGGAUUAAAACUCAAGCUGAAAUUGGGUCAACAGCCACCAAAAUAG
Rasamsonia emersonii CBS 393.64 is the source of this 3810-nucleotide messenger RNA. RefSeq lists its product as uncharacterized. Gene Ontology annotation, biological process: transcription initiation at RNA polymerase II promoter. Lineage: Eukaryota; Fungi; Ascomycota; Eurotiomycetes; Eurotiales; Trichocomaceae. Gene Ontology annotation, cellular component: transcription factor TFIID complex. Gene Ontology annotation, molecular function: chromatin binding; RNA polymerase II general transcription initiation factor activity; transcription cis-regulatory region binding. The transcript is spliced from 4 exons. The record is from RefSeq and is a predicted model, not a curated record. Bases 1 to 3810 code for a protein of 1269 amino acids.